UGAAAUAACUAAACAUUUGCGGGAAUUUUACAUAUAUUGUUUUCUGCAAAUAAAAUAUUUCAUCACUAGCAAACAUUUCAUUUAAAGGCAUGGCUAUGAUUGUUUUUGUUUUGUUAACAUUUUUUUCAAGUUUAAUGCAAGUUAUAAAAGGAAAUAACGAAUCUUUCAUGUACGAAAUAUAUUCAAAAAAUGAGAUCAAUGGCAACGAAAUAUUUACGUUUUAUCAAAUCUCUGUCAGUGAAUGUGUUUUUAAAUGUGAUAAAACGUAUGGUUGUUUAUCUGCGAACUUUCACAAAGGAAACAAGACGUGUGUUCUCACCGACUACUAUCCGAACGAUGACACAAAGACGGGUAUUUCAAAGGCCGACUGGAUGAUCUAUUUUCGAAGGACGUACGCUGUAGACUUUUUGAAAAACGCAGAAGCAUGGCAGUCGACAACACGUGUCUGGCGAGGAGUCCCUUUAACAGCUGACAAAGCCAUUGAUGGAGAUACAAACGGUAAUGCACAUGAAAACUUCUGCGCUCACGUAGAUAUCAGCGAUUCAUACUGGGCAGUAGCCUUCGGUACACCUGGACCGGUCAAGACAGUCAAAAUUUACCUAAGGAACGAAACUACCGGUUACAACCACGCUACAUACACAGUGACCGUGUGCAACAAUCGUGAUGAUGUAGAUAAUGGUAAAGGAACACUAUGUGGCUCUUAUUAUGGACCGGAUUCAUACACACAACCUUUCAUCUUAACAAUAACUUGUGAAAACACAAUAUUUGGUAGAUUCUUGAGAAUCGAUAAAAAUUGGGAGAAUCUGUGUUUAUGUGAAGUAUUUGUUUAUCCUCCCAAAUAAAGCUUGGUUUUUAAUUGGAAAUUUCAGUUUCAAAUAACAUAAUUAUUCAAAAUGUUAAAGCUAUACUGCGUUCAUCUAAAAAAAAAUGCGAAAUUUAUUGAAAUCUAUAAGAUUCUUAAUGAAUAUGUCUUAUUUAGAUAAGAAGACGUACAAACUUUGUAAUAGAGGAAUCUCCGUUCUUUAUUAUGGGUCAAGUUAAGCAAGUAAAACUGCUAGUUUUUUUAAUGACACUAUAAAUAUUUAUAGUGUGUCUACUUACAUGUAAUAGUGUGUAGGAUUUAAAGCAUAACUUAUGUACUUUUUGUAAAGUCAAAACAUGUUAAUUUUAUAUAUUCAAAAAGAUUUUUAGCAAUUAUCAAUAUUUUCAAAUAUUAAAUUUUGAGCAUAGUAUAUCUUUUUGAAUUUUGAAAGCGGAUCAUAGGUUAUCAAGCUCAGCCAACUUGCUUGUUACAUAUAAGUUUUAAAUUGCUACUAGAUUUCGAAUCGUUAUAAGCUUUUUAGUGAUUCAGUGAUCAAUGCGAAAAGCUUAUUUGUUUAUGUUUAGUCAUUACAUGUGUAUAUGUUAUAGUUCUUUUUAAACGGUAUUACCUGAUUAUCAACUAAAUAAUGGCGUGCUUCUGGGUCAUUUUGGCUAUAAGUGAAGUUGAGUGAUUUGAUAUUUUGUAGGAAAUAUAUCAUACAGCUUUGAUUACCGUUUUGCUGUUUCAAUAACAAAUGUUUUACAUUCAACACA
This is a messenger RNA of Ruditapes philippinarum (Manila clam), 1575 nucleotides long. RefSeq lists its product as uncharacterized. The record is from RefSeq and is a predicted model, not a curated record. The transcript has 3 exons. Bases 90 to 842 code for a protein of 250 amino acids. Lineage: Eukaryota; Metazoa; Mollusca; Bivalvia; Venerida; Veneridae.